UUAUUUAUCAGUGCACAGUAGACAAACUGGUACUAUUUUAUAAUGUUGGGUACUUGCUUUUUGUGUUACGCCAGCAUUGUUACCGUGCUACUGUUUUUGUAUGUAUUAUUCGAUGUUAACUACUUCAUAAGAUUGCUGGUUACGAUUGGAGUUGGGAGGCUGUUUGAGAAAAAGAAGAAGAUUGAAGAUACCACAACUGUAUAUGGCUUUUGCACCACACAAGAUGUGGACAUUUUCUUCAAGCAUAUGAACAACGCCAGAUACGCCAGAGACUUAGAUUUCGCCAGGUUCCACUUUUACGACAGAACCGGAAUCUACGAGGAAAUAGUGAAGGCUAAAGGACACGUCCUACAAACAGCUUCGAACAUCAGAUACAGAAGAACCAUUCCCAUUUUCCAGGCCUACAAAAUCACCACGAAGAUUGUUCACUGGGACGAGAAGACGUUGUACAUUGAGCAGCAAUUCAUCACGCUCAGCGACGGUUUUGUAAGGGCUGUGGUGUUGAGCAAACAAGGCACGAUUAAUUUGAACGUUCCUAAAAUUAUGGCCAAGCUGACUGGUAAAGAUGAGUCGUAUAGACCGCCAGUCUUACCGGAACUCGAGGAUUGGUUGUCUUCCAUGGAAAAAUCCAGUAAUAGGCUCAGAAAGAAAGACUGAUCAACUAAAUGUUUUGAAUGUAUUUUAUUGGUGUUUGUUUUUGUUGUACUUUGUAUUAAUUUUUUAUAUUUACUGAACUGAAUAAAUGUAUGCUUUUGGAA
Aethina tumida (small hive beetle) is the source of this 758-nucleotide messenger RNA. RefSeq names its product protein THEM6. Bases 43 to 657 code for a protein of 204 amino acids. The record is from RefSeq and is a predicted model, not a curated record. NCBI's taxonomy places the organism in Eukaryota, Metazoa, Arthropoda, Insecta, Coleoptera, Nitidulidae. The transcript has 3 exons.